Molecule: messenger RNA, 1180 nt
Organism: Artibeus jamaicensis (Jamaican fruit-eating bat)
Lineage: Eukaryota; Metazoa; Chordata; Mammalia; Chiroptera; Phyllostomidae
Gene: METTL27
Product: methyltransferase like 27
Source: RefSeq, a predicted model, not a curated record
UCUGAUCCCCCGCCCCACCGUGAUUACUCCUACCGCCGAGGAGAAAUUUCCGCCUUGGAAACCCUCUCACGGUGGCCGGAGGUGGGGAGGUCGGGGCAGGCCCUCCCUCCAGCCACGAGAACACCCCUUCUCCAGCCCUAAACCCCAGGUGCCCAGUCUCUUUGCUCAGAGUACCCGCCUGUGAAACGGGAUUGUGCUGGUGGCCUGGAGGGCCGCUACUGGGCAUGGCGGGUGGGCAGGUUGGGGGAGGAGAUUGAGAUGGAUGUCAGGACACUGAGGCUGUGUCCCAGCAGGAGGAUGGCUCAGGAGAAGGGCGGAAGCCUGUGCGAGGCUUGGGCGCGGGUCGGGUCCAUGCACCGCAUCACGGACCUGGCCCACACGCUGCACUUCUAUGAACGCUGGGCUCCGAACUAUGACAAGGAUGUGGCCAGCCUGCAGUACCGCGCCCCCCGCCUUGCAGUGGACUGCCUCAGCCAAGUCUUUCCAGGCCCACCCCACGCCGCAUUGAUCCUGGACGUGGCCUGUGGCACUGGCCUGGUGGCUGUCGAGCUGCAGGCUCGGGGCUUCCUCCAGCUGCAUGGGGUAGAUGGGAGCCCAGAGAUGCUGAAACAGGCCCAGGCCCGUGGCCUCUACCAGCGCCUCAGCCUCUGUACGCUGGGCCAGGAGCCUCUGCCCAGCCCCGAAGGGACCUACGAUGCAGUGCUGGUGGUGGGUGCCCUCAGCGACGGCCAGGUGCCCUGCAGUGCAGUUCCUGAACUCCUGCGAGUUACCAAGCCAGGCGGGCUGGUGUGCCUGACCACCAGGGCCAACCCAUCCAACCUUCGCUACAAGGAGGCACUGGAGGUCACCCUGGACAGGCUCGAACAGGCCAGGCAGUGCAAACGCCUGGUGGCCUGGACUGUAGACCGUGGGAACUGGCUACCUCCAAGCUUGAGGAGGUGCCUAGCACUUCUGACACUGAUGGCUACAUCCCUGGCAUUGUCUACUUGUACCGAAAGCAGAAGGCGACCCAGGUUGAGGGAGUGAGGCCCAGUGCUCAGCCCCUAGCUGGCCUCUGACCCUCCCGGUUACCUGGGUCGGGCCUGCUCUUGGGCCUUCGUCUGUAAAAUGGGGCCACUGUACCAGCCCUCUCCUCGGGAGAGCUCUGCCUAUUAAAUGAGCCCCAGGAGGGGCAACAGCA